CCCACACGUGUCGAACACCGUUUGGAAAGAGAUUUGUCAUUUUUGAAAUAUUCAAUAAUGUCCUAACGACAAGCUCUGGGAGUGGUCCGCUUUUAAACGAUCAGUUAAGCGGACAAACUACUAAGUGCCUGAGAGAAAAGUAUGGUUAGUUCUGCAAACGUUCUAAAAAUGACAUUCCAGGAGGCUUUGAAACCGUAUGAAUUUCAAGAAUGGGAAGAUGAAGCUAUAGAUUCGCACUGGAUGAUGUCCAGUCCCUACCCUGUAACUGCCCUCAUGGUAAGCUACCUCACGUUCGUAACGUAUCUCGGACCUCGCCUCAUGGCAGAUCGCAAGCCCUUCAACCUAAAGUAUACCAUGAUGGUGUACAAUAUCGCACAAGUCAUAUACAACAUUUGGUUUCUUCAUUUGUAUUUCAGCGAGUCAAAGAUGUUUGGCUACAUGAUGCAAGAAGCUUGCAGUCCGUCCUAUCCUCCUCGGAACCAAGCUCUCAGGCUGUUUUCAUUUAAAGUGACAUGGGUGUGGCUGAUGUCCAAGGUAGCCGAUUUAGUCGAUACGAUGUUUUUUGUGUUGAGGAAGAAGCAAUCACACAUAUCAUUUCUACACUUGUAUCAUCACACGCACAUGGUAGUUAUCGUGUGGUUGUAUCUGAAAUAUGUCAGAGGAGAGCAAGGCAUCAUGAUCGGGCUGGUCAACUCAGUUGUGCACAUUAUCAUGUACAGUUAUUACUUCUUAUCAGCUCUGGGGCCCGGCGUUCAGCGAUAUCUCUGGUGGAAACGAUACAUCACCUGGCUACAACUCUUCCAGUUCUUCGUGCUGAUGGUGUUCUUCGUAUCCCUGUUGGCCAUGUGUUCUACACCACCACUUCAGACCGCCUACAAUGUGUACGCCGCUCUACAGGGCGUCAUAUUCACCGUAUUGUUCCUCAACUUUUAUUUCAAAUCAUAUAACAAAACAUCGAGAAAAAGUUCAAAAGUCACAAAAAGUGUUGAAAAUAGUAGUAAACAUGUAAAACUAGGCAAAUAGUUUAGGUCUUAUUAAAUAUAGCUUAGUUUACUUUUUUACUUUUUAUACUAAAUACAUGUUAUUACUUUUAAUCUGAUUUAAAAGAAAACGGGUAUUUUGUUUGAUCAUCAAAUAUGUGUUUUGUAAAAUACAUUAUGUCAAUCCACGAAAACUCAUUUAAAUACGUAAUGUCUGCAUUUUUGCUACAAUUAUCUUGAGAUUAAAAAGUAUGAACUCUAUGGCUUACAAAUAGGGGCUAUUUAUCGAUCUUAUUGUAAAUAACAUUAAAAACCCACAUCAAUGUAAUACCACUAGAUGAAACACUAACAAUAUUCUAUUACUAAAAUCGGCACAACGUUAUGUUGCUUCAUGGGUUUAGAGCAGUUAAAACUGUUAUUUUUCAUUUCAAAACCUGAACCACAAGUAUCUAGGAGGACUAAACUAUAUAUUUGAAGCUAUACAGGGUGUCCCACGAAGAGGUUCAGACGUUUGAUUUGGUAUUACUUGCCCAUUUAUGUACCGAAUAUUUUGAAACUUUUCACAACUUAGUUUUCUGUGAAAAUUUCAGCUCCCUAACCCCUGAAGAAAGAACAUGUUUGGCAUAUUAAAAAAUGAUACUUUAAAAACAUUAAACAUUCUGUUUUUGGUUUUGUAAAAUGUUUUUAUUCACAUUCUAGGGAAAUAAUGCUUUUUAAUCAGGAAACUCUAGAUUAAAGCAAAAGCUAAAAGUAGAGUCGAAAAUUAUUCAACCAUCCUUCCACAGUGACACACUAAUAACAGCGCUUAACUGAUGAAUCAUAUUAAGCUCUUACAAAGAAAUUCUGCUGCAUCUAGAAUAGUUCCCUUUCAAUUGGUUGUUUUAGUUCCUCAUCAUUAUUGAAUCUAUAUGUAUUAGCUUGUUCCUUCAAGUAAACCCAUGAAAAAGUCACACAGUUUAAUUUGGGGAUCGAGAUGUCUAAUUACAAAAAAAAAAACUUCCACGAUCAAUCCAAUGGCAAUGAAGGUUGUCAUUUAGUAAUUGCUUGACAUGAUUUGCACCAUCUUUUUUGAAGAUUGCUUGAUACAUUUCUGGAACCGUAAAAUGAGUCAAGACAAGUUCAUUUAAAACUUGUGAAUGCCUAUUUCCAGUCAUUUUAAUGUCUGAAAUGUCGUAGUACAGCACACCAUUACAACUGACAGCAUUCUUAUAGGAAGCAAAUUGGUAACAUUUUAAAUAUGCUACCAUUUUUAUUCCACAACAUUGUUAUGGAACUGAAAUUUUCCCAAAAUACUUUUUAAAUCUACUUCAUAAAUUGUGUAAAGUUUCAAAAUAUUCGGUUUAUAAAUGGACAAGAAAUAUAACAUCAAACGUUUAAAUCUCUUCGUGGGACACCAUGUAUAUUUCACUCGAAGUUUUUUUAACGUGGCAAAUGUCUCGCCGGCAUACUGAUUAAUCUUUGAUAAUUAUAAAAUGAAAUAGUCUACAACCAUCCCCUUGCGAAAAACUUAAAAUUGGCAAUGGGUAUAAAGUUACGUACAAAGUUACAGGUAUAAAAUACAUUUAUAUUACGACCCGAGUGUUUUAAAUAUCACCAUGACAUUCCGCCGCCCUUUGCCAGCCGCUCACGAGCCCCGGGCGUUAUUGGCUUUGUCGACCGCCGUGUCAUUGUGGAUUAAAUGACGUGACGAUGAGAGUGUUUCUAACUGUUGAGUAAAAGUAUUCAUAAAAAAUAUGGUAUAACCUUAGUUUACUCGCAAUGCAACAAUUCAAAAUGCACAGUUGACGAAUAAAGUAAUACUGCUCCAAAACAAAUUAUUAUAAAACACGAUUGUAUAUAAUAGUGCAUUUAAAUUUUUGUUUUUUUGAAUGUGUAAAAUAAAU
Molecule: messenger RNA, 2863 nt
Organism: Macrosteles quadrilineatus (aster leafhopper)
Lineage: Eukaryota; Metazoa; Arthropoda; Insecta; Hemiptera; Cicadellidae
Product: elongation of very long chain fatty acids protein 7-like
Exons: 9
Coding region: 142-1023 (293 amino acids)
Biological process (GO): fatty acid elongation, polyunsaturated fatty acid; sphingolipid biosynthetic process; very long-chain fatty acid biosynthetic process
Cellular component (GO): endoplasmic reticulum membrane
Molecular function (GO): fatty acid elongase activity
Source: RefSeq, a predicted model, not a curated record